Messenger RNA from Oryzias latipes (Japanese medaka), 5896 nucleotides. RefSeq names its product family with sequence similarity 135 member B (gene fam135b). The record is from RefSeq and is a predicted model, not a curated record. Gene Ontology annotation, biological process: lipid metabolic process. Lineage: Eukaryota; Metazoa; Chordata; Actinopteri; Beloniformes; Adrianichthyidae.
ACGUGGACGAGCACGCGGGCUGAUAAUGCGACGAGACGCAGCCGCACUUUGUCAUAUUGAAAUCCGGAGUGAGAGACCUUCAGGAUGAACGAAGGGAGGGGAGAGAGAGAGACUGCAGGGUCUGGAUGAGUAACCAUGGCAACAGCAGCAGCAGGACCAGCGGCGGUGGAAACGCUCCUCCGUCAGACAGCGGUCCUCUGAGUCCGGACUGCCGCCGAGCCACGAGCGGAUCCUCCCUGCAUCUCUGCCAAGGUGAUGAGCGGGAUCGGAUCAUGUCUGAAGUACAGGGAACGCUGGAGUUUUCUCUGGAGCUACACAAGUUUCACAAUGUGGAUCUCUUCCAGAGGGGGUUCUACCAGAUACGAGCGGGGAUGAAGGUCUCGCCUCGGGUGCCACAUCGGUUGACAGUAGCAACACAAAACAGCUCAGGAGAGUGCAGCUUCAGCUCAGCAGGGGUUUACGAUGGCACGGUUUUCAGCCGGAUAUUCCAGAUCCUCUACAGAAAUGAGGAGAUUGCUGUGAACGACUGCAUGAUCUUCAAAGUCCACCUCCUGCUGGAUGGAGAGAGGGUGGAGGAAGCCUUCAGUGAGGUGGACUUUCAGCUAAAGCUGGAUCUCCAUUUCACCGACAGUGAACAGCAGCUGGCAGACAUCACCACGGUUCCCUUGAUCAGCACUCGGACCCUCGGCCUCCACUUCCACCCUCGAAAAGGCCUCCACCAUCACAUUCCAGUCAUGUUCGACUAUUUCCACCUGUCGGUCAUUUCUGUCUCCAUCCACGCCUCACUGGUUGCCUUACAUCAGCCGCUAAUCAGCUUUGCUCGGACAGGGAAAGGCUCUUGGCUGGGAAAAGGCUCUCCGGAGAGCGCCAGCGACCCAUCUGCUGUGUCUGUGGAGAAUCUCAUGUUUGGAGCGGGUUACUGCAAGCCUGCCAUUUCUGAGGGGAGUUUUUACGUGCCCAGUGAGAACUGCCUGGAGAGGGCUCACGCAUGGCACCGCCGGCUGUGUCGCCUCCUGCUGGUGGCUCACGGCGGCCUGCACUCCUACUGCACGGCGCUGACGAAGGAAGUCCCACAGCUCCAGCAGAUUCCAGCAGAAACAGAGUUGGUGCCCGUAGAGGAAACUCUGAGUCAGCUGUCCAUACAGUUACAGCUGCAGGGGGGCCACGAGGCGGCAGCAGAGCAGAUCAGUCGGGACGUGAGCCAGCUCUGCUCCCAGCUGGCCGCUCUGUGGAGGCGCUUCCUGGAGGCCGCUGUGUUCAACCCGCACAUCCUGUCCUAUCUGGCUCAGGAGCAUCACACGCUCCGGGUCAGAAGGUUCUCAGAGGCGUACUUCUUCACCGAACACCCUAAAGAGAUGUCCCUGACGUUUCAGGAGGAAAUCAUCAACAGACACGCUCAGAUAGCUGCAGAAGUGCGGAGCUCAGACUACUUGAUCAAAAUGCCUCCUUUACCCGUUGAGUGCCUGGACAUCGAUGGAGAUUGGAACAGCCUGCCCAUCAUCUUUGAGGACCGAUAUGUAGAGUCUCCACAGAGAGAGCCUGCAUCACGGCUGCAGACGCCUGAAGCCAUCGAGGAGCAGAGCAUCUCUGAUCAGCACUUCACACCAGCUGAAGAGGAGGGAACCAGCCCAAAUCCAGGAUUAGCAUCAGCAGCAAUGCAGGAAUGUAAGGAACAUGAGGCUUCAUCCACGCACGUCCCAGUUAUGAGUGGAACAUUCAUCAGUACCCAGAGCCUUAUCCACCAAGGCCAGAGUGCUGAGGUUUCUUCAGAGGAAGCAGAAAUCGUGAAGGAACCAGAGGAAGAUGAGGGACGAAGGACAGUGGAGUGUGCAGGAGAGAGCAGCAGCAUUAAAGAGGAGGAGCCUUCAAAUCCCUCCAUGGAGGCUGAGGGGGAAGACAACUGCCUUCUUACAGCCUAUCUGCAUCCAGGUACACCAUUCUUCUCCGGUGACUUCAGAAAAGAAAUGGCUCACCGAGGCUCUGCGGGUGCAAAGGUCAUGAAGCGCUCGUCUUCCGUCAUCUCAGACUCUGGGAUCGAAAGCGAGCCCAGUUCAGUGGUUUGGCCUGCAGAGGCUGUGCUUCCAAGACAAACCUCUCAGGAGGAGAUGCCGAAGCAAACAGUUUGUAACCAGCGUGUCCAUCAGAGCUGCCUGGAAGGCCUGCAUUUAGAGAGUAACAGCAGUCUUCCCAGUGGAGGCAUUCAGGCAUCUCUGACCUCCAUCAGCUCCUUACCCUACGAGGAGGACAGGCAGCAGAGGCACCUCAGUAAACUGACAAAGUCAGCAUCUGCUCCGCAGAUAAGCAGUCCAGAAGACGAGGAGGAAAGCUCUGCGCUUCCUAAACAGGAAACGGACAGGAGAAGCUCAGUGCGGCAGCAGGAUCUAUGCAGGAGAAACUGCUCCCUGAACUGUAACCUGGAUUCACAGCAGUAUGAAUCAUCUCAGUUAGUCGUAAACGUCUGCCACAAUCACAAGCAGAGGACUUCUGAAAACCCCUCUGAGGACCGGCCGGAGACGUGCAAGACAGCAUCCAGCGGUGCUUCUGAAGAGCAGCUUUACUCUGCAGAAAGUCCUCAUUUGAAGGGCAGCGCUGCUGUGAGGAACCACCAGACACUCCUGAGUGACGACUGCGCCUCAGUGGAGGAUGUGCAUCUCGUUGAACCUGACAGGACGCUCUAUGAAGCUACGAGCCCCGCAGAGGAGCCUCAAUGUUCCCAAGAGGACAAGCUGGGGGGUGUCUCCCACCAGCCGAGUCUGGAAACACCCUCAAAAAAGUCUGCUGACGCUCUCAAUGCUGCUGGUGUCACUCCGAGGCCGAGCGUCCUCUCAGGGCUGACACCCAGAGAUUCCCCGUUACCCGCCAACCCCACCGCAACGCCAGCGGGGGACAAGGAGCCUUUGGAGAACCACACAAAGCCCUCCAAGAUCCCCAACUCAGGGCUGGCCUUCAUGAAUAAGAAGAUGGUGGAGGUGGUGAACAUGUCAGUGUCCUGUGCCCCCACCUGCCUGCCAUUUUCCUCUGUCCUCAGAGACUCUCCCUCCAUCAGCGGAAUAUCUACUCGCCAGGCCACCUCACCAAUCACCCAUCAGCCCCUGGGCUCCUUUGGCAUCAUCUCUUCAUCUUCCCUGAGUCCCCUGAACAUGGACGACGAGUCCAACGAGCGGAUGCUGAAUUUCUACAAAGCCAAAGAGGAGCUGCUGAAGGAGCUGAGCUUCCAGGCCACCUUGUACAGCAACCUUCCUCUCCUGGCUUCAGACCUUCCGUACUUCCCACCUGAGGAAGAUGAUGAGGAGUUUGAAGACGGCAUUCACCUCGUGGUGUGCGUCCAUGGGCUUGAUGGAAACAGUGCAGACCUCCGCUUGGUGAAGACCUUCAUCGAGCUGGGACUGCCGCAGUCCAGGCUUGACUUCCUCAUGUCUGAGAGGAACCAGGCUGACACGUUUGCAGAUUUUGACACCAUGACCGACCGGCUGCUGGACGAGAUCAUUCAGCACAUCCAGCUGUAUAACCUCACCAUCGGCAGGAUAAGCUUCAUCGGUCACUCCCUCGGGAACAUCAUCAUCCGCUCUGUGCUGACCAGGCCUCGCUUCCGCUGCUACCUGCCCAAGCUGCACACCCUCCUGUCGCUGUCGGGCCCCCACCUGGGCACGCUGUACAACAACAGCGCCUUAGUCAGCACAGGUCUGUGGCUGAUGCAGAAGCUGAAGAAGUCGGGAUCUCUGCUGCAGCUCACCUUCAGGGAUCACGUGGAUCCACGGAAAACGUUCCUCUACCUCCUGAGCCAGAAACCAGGCCUGCAGUUCUUCAAGAAUGUGGUUCUGGUUGCAUCUCCACAGGACAGAUACGUUCCCUUCCACUCAGCCCGGAUUGAGAUGUGCAGAACCGCUCUGAAAGACAGAACCACAGGGCCCGUCUACACCGAGAUGAUCAACAACCUCCUGCAGCCGCUCGUGGAGGCCAAGGACUGCCGGCUGAUCCGCCAGAACGUGUUCCACGCCCUGCCCAACACAGCCAACACGCUGAUCGGCCGCGCCGCUCACAUCGCCGUCCUGGACUCUGAACUCUUCUUGGAGAAGUUCUUCUUGGUGGCAGGACUCAGCUACUUUAAGUAGAUGAUCCAGAGGAUCCAGUCUGUACAGGUCAUGGAGGAAAAGGCCGGAAGGUGGUGGUCAAGCCACAAACUCAGGCCUGAGUUUGACUUGUAGCGAUGCAGGGAAAACCGAGAGACUGCUGGGAAACCCAGGGCUGUUUAGUCUCCUCUGUGAGUGAUAUCUCAGCAGGACAGAAAGUGUGAUGGUCCAAAGCAUUCCUGUCUCUGCUGAGCUGGUUUUAAGCUCCCUGAUUGAACAAAACGUGGUUAAUUAUAAAAAAAUGCACCUUAACAUAAAAAUGAAAAUAUGGUUCAAGCUUUUAUUUUUUUGUACCUGGAGUAUUAGCAGCCAACGUGUGGCAGAGGAGCCAUCUGAUGAGUCCUGUUCAGAUUUAAAUUCUGAGAAAGAAGCAAACCGAACCACAGUGUUUGGGUUUGCCUCGGGGACUUGGUCUGCCCUGUGAUCGGCAAACUUUGAUUCAGGAAAUGAAAAGUUAAAACAGGACAGAUCAAAUUUGGAGGCGUGUGCAUUAAAAAUUUCCCAUAAAUCAAUGUGCCACUGUUUGCUAAAUUCGGUUUGUUUGUUGAACUUAACUCUGUGGGAACUUGGUUCUCCAAUAUUUUCCCUAUUGCCUGUGAAAGUGCAGAGAAGCCCGCGGCCAAACAGCAGAGCGACCUUUGAAACAUCCAGAGUCUGUUCAUCUCUGCUGUUUAAGGGCUUCUGUUGGGCCAACCAGCCUGAGUUAUGCCCGUCCUAAAACGCAGGAAGUGAUUACUUUCACCAGUCUCCAUGAGUUAUGUGGCAGGCAGGUCCCAUGAUAGUUUCCACAUCGUGAUGCCCGGUUUUGCUGAUUCUUAAGGACCAGGUCCAGUUCUCAUCCGUUUCCCCCUUUGACAGAUGAAACCUCUUUAAGAUCCUGGUUCCUGCUGAGACUCGGCUGUCAGCGCUCCAUUUCACAGAAGAGGGACGGAUUCUGUCUUACACUGUGCACUUUAUGGACCUCAAGUCAAACUUUAGGAUUCUUCUGGAGUCCAGACAAAAGAAAUGUGUAAAAUCUUUUGGCUUGACACCCCCCUCCCCCCUCUGCGGAGUGCUCUGGUGUAGUUUUGCAGAGAAGAACCAAUGACACGCUGUAAUUCUGCAGACUGUCACUGGGAUUGACCUUAAUCAAACAAGCUCCUGAAAGAGGCCCCCCCUCACCCCCCAACAGAAUGCAUGUGGAUCCAGCAUCCCCCCUUACAGCCCUUAUAGCCGUCUGUUUGCCCAUCGGGAAUCGAUGAAAGGAGAAAGAGUUUCGGGGCUUUUUCAGAUCCGGGCGUCAAGGGCAGAGAGUUUCCACGGACUGCAGGAACUUUGCUCAUGCAAACCAAAAGCUCUUUGACUUUUGGAGCCUGAAGAGGCCUCGGACGGCUGAGCGUACAUUUAUGCAGCUCUCGUAUGUGAGAGUGAACCUGACCCAACAGAUCCUUAAGUGCUGUCAGCUCUGGGAGGAGCUGACCUGAACCUGCCCUUUAGCAGAGGGAGCGUGACUGAAGUCUUGUUAUUGCUGCUGGAUCACCUUUCAUUCCUUCAAACUGAAUGUCAGCCAUGUUUGAAUCCACUGUGAAGAACAUGUUUUCAUUCCUUUUUCUGCUGCAGACCGUAAAUAUAACUCACCUGUGCCAACUCUGUCACAUUACAUGUUGUGGAUCAGACUCUGUUCAUUCUGUGGUAGCUUCAAUGUACAAAUAUAAAUAAAGGUAUAUAUAUUGCAUAGUAUUACUGCAAAAUAUAUGACACUAGAAUAAAAAUGUUCCUUUUGCUUU